Symbiodinium natans is the source of this 546-nucleotide messenger RNA. The record is from the annotation of a GenBank genome assembly. NCBI's taxonomy places the organism in Eukaryota, Dinophyceae, Suessiales, Symbiodiniaceae.
AUGGCGGAACAGCGGCUGCAGCCGAAUGAGAUCCACCUCAACGCCUGCCUCAGCGUGUGCGAGGCAUCCGGAGCCUGGCCAUUGGCUGUCCGCCUCCUCGCGCGUCCGCCCGCAGAACUUCCUGUUCACAGGAGCACCGUGGCCUACAACACCACCAUCAGUGCCUGCGAGAAGGGUCACCAGUGGGAGCUGGCGCUGCAGCUCGGGCAGCAGAUGUCGGACAAGGCAGCCCCGAAGGACCACAUCACGUACGGCGUCUGCAUUCGCGCUUGGGAAAAAGCUGGCCUUUGGCAGCACGCGCUGGGCUUGCUUGAGGAUAUGGGCCGCGUGGCCCUCCAGAAGGAUACGGUGUGCUGCAGUGCCGCCAUCAGCUCCUGUGCCAUCCUUGGAGCAGCGAGUCUUCAGAUUGCAAGUCAGAAGGCAUCGCGCGGGACGUGGGAAUCUACGGAGCCAGCAUCAGUGCCUGCGAGAAAGGCACACAGUGGCGGAGCGCCUACGCGCUUCUGCACCAACUGGACAUUGAGGGCCUCCGCAGCAACGAGGUGA